This is a messenger RNA of Nestor notabilis (Kea), 1077 nucleotides long. RefSeq names its product polymerase (RNA) I polypeptide E, 53kDa (gene POLR1E). The record is from RefSeq and is a predicted model, not a curated record. NCBI's taxonomy places the organism in Eukaryota, Metazoa, Chordata, Aves, Psittaciformes, Psittacidae. Gene Ontology annotation, molecular function: DNA binding. Gene Ontology annotation, cellular component: RNA polymerase I complex. Gene Ontology annotation, biological process: transcription elongation by RNA polymerase I; nucleolar large rRNA transcription by RNA polymerase I; RNA polymerase I preinitiation complex assembly. The annotation marks the transcript as partial. The transcript is spliced from 10 exons.
GUCUCAGAAACUGAAAGGCUUUCGUAUGUGGGGAAUAACUUUGGCAGCGGAGCUAUGAAAUGUAAUUCCCUAUGCAGGUAUUUUGUUGGUGUAUUAGACAAGGACUCUGGGCAAAUGGAAGUGUAUAAUGCUGAAAUAUUCAACAUGCAGCCCUUGCUGUCAGAUAACUUAGUACCUGAUGACACAAAGGAUUAUUGGAAUAAAUCCUACAGGGAGAAGAUGGAUUUGUGCAUAGAGGCCUUUGGUACAAGCAAGCAGAAGCGAGCUCUGAACUCUCGGCGAAUGAAUGCAGUGGGCAAUGAUAUUCUGAACACAGCUGUGACAAAAGCAGCAGCAAACAUUGUAGAUGCAAAGGGAGUAACAGCUCUGAUCCAGGAUGUGGCCCAAGAUGACGUACAGAACAUCUCCGCCUUCCUCCCACCAUGUAAUGAAGAUGCUGACAAACCAGAAAAUGUUUACAAGUUUGAGUACAUUCUGUCCCCAGCAGAAUAUGAAGCAUUGCGGAUUCCAGCAGCAGCCUUUGUUAACAUCACUCCAGAAGAAAUCAUCAAGAAAACACAAGAUAGAAGCCAUUGCUGCUUUGUUUUAGAAGAGCUGAAGUUCCUGCCCACUAAUGAGAAGAGCAGAGAUCACAAAGCCCGAUGCCUCUGGUUCCUGGACACCCUUAUUAAGUUCAGCUACCAGAAAGUGAUCAAAAAGAAGUAUCCAAUGGGUCCUGAAUGCCCACAGGUUAUUAGUAGGAAACUCAUGAAGAAUUUCACUUCACUGACCUACAACAAUAACAGUGUCCAGAAUUUAAUCUCUGCAUCAAUGAAGGCUAAAAUCACAGCAUACGUCAUUGCAUUGGCUCUGCACAUUAACAACUUCCAAAUUGACCUCACAGUCCUGCAGAAUGAUUUGAAGCUCCAAGAAAGUAGGAUGAUGGACAUCGCAAAGGCCAUGCGGUUGAAGGUCUCCAGGGCAAAGGGGCUGCCAGAACUUGAGAAUGAUCAAAACCACAAGCUGGGCACUCUCUCUCUCCCUUUGCCUGUGCAGAAGGCAUCAGGGAACCAAAGGAAACGCAAGAAAAUGAACUAA